AUGACAUACAACUUCAAUAAAUAGUUAAAUAUUACUGUUUAUUAAAUAGAUUUAACAAACCAAUCUAUUUAAAAGAUAAAUUCAUUAAGCGAUUCUAAUUGUUAUUCAUUUAAAAUAAUUUAAAAAUUUUCUUCUUUGUAAGAUGAAUUGGUUAAUAACUACUUUAUAGAUUAAAUUAUUAUUGUGGAAAACUUCAACAAUUUAAAGAUUUAUGAUUUAAAAUUAUCACUAAUUUACUAGUCAAAUUAGCUUUUAAUAUAAUAUAUACUAUAUACUAAUAGAGUUUCAAAUGAUGAUAAAACUUAUGUUCUAAUAGGAUAAAAUGAGUUUCUAUUGCUUAAUAUCUAAAAUAAUAAUUAAAUUUUCACCAAACUGGAUUUUCAAUAUAGGUAGGAAUCUCAAAUAUAUGAAGCAGAAUAAAAAAUAAAUGGAUAGAAUACUUUUUACUCUAUAAAAUUCUUUAGUGAUAAUAAAAUUUAUGAAUACAAUAUUAAUAUGUAGAGAAAUUUAACAAACAUUACUCGUAUAGACUAGAUGAAAAAUGUUUCUAAAUAUCCUUUUUUUAAAAAAAACAUAAGAAAGUCUUUAAAUUUUACAUUUAAUUACUUUUCUGGAGACUCUACUGGUUUAUUGCUUGCUUCUUUAUCUCCAAAAUCUAAAUUUACUCAAUUAAUUUAAAUUGGAUAAAAUUAUAUUUCAUAAAUUAUUCAAAUUUAAUAGCUAGGUAUAAUUUUAAAAAUGGAGUCUAGUAAAGAUUUAUCAUAUUUUGAUAUGUACACUAAUAAAGUAGUAUAAUUACCAAAUACAAAAGGCAAUUAGAAUAUUUUUAUAAAAUAAAACACAGUUAUUGUAUCUAAGAAAAGAGUUUAUAUUAAUAAUGAAUUAUAUGAUAAUCUAAUCCUUAUAGAUUUAUCAUAAAAUAAUGCAGUCCUUACUUUUUAAAAUAAAAUUUUUUUAAACGGAUUUAUUUAUGAUGAAAAUGAUCAAUUAAUAUAUGCUUAUGGGGAUAGCAUUUUAAUACUUAAUCUACAUCUCUAACUAGUUUAUACGAUCUAAGAUUAAAAAUACUAAUAAACAUCAUACUAAUAAUGUCAAACAUCUCAAGAUUAUUUAAUAUGUUUAUAAUAAUACUAACGUUAAGCUAAUAUCAAUGAGUAUGAAAUAUUUAUAUUCCAUAAAACCUUAAAAAAUUUUUAAAAAGUUUACCUUGGUUAAGUGUAGAAAAUGAUUUAUAUGGAUGUUGAUACAUAAUAUUAAAAUAUAUUUAUACGACAAGUUAAUUUGUAAAUCUACAGCUUUUAAGGUUAAUAUAAACAGGCAGUAUAAAAAUAAAUUGAAAAAUGCUUAUUUUAACCAUCUAUGAUGAUUUGUGAAUCUUAAAAAAAACUACUUUUAAUUGACAGGCUUAGUCUUGUUUUAACAGAGUUGGGUGUUCCUGAAGAUGAUUCCUCAUGCUUAAAAUAUAUUUAUAUUGACUUUUUAAAUUAUUUACUAUUUUAAACAACACUUUCAACUAACAAGAUCUCUGUUAAUUGA
Messenger RNA from Tetrahymena thermophila SB210, 1536 nucleotides. RefSeq lists its product as hypothetical. Lineage: Eukaryota; Ciliophora; Oligohymenophorea; Hymenostomatida; Tetrahymenidae. The transcript is spliced from 3 exons. The record is from RefSeq and is a predicted model, not a curated record.